GCCACUUGCGGCCAUUCAUUCAAACCCUAUCGGCCAGAGUUAACUCACGCAUUGUUCGCCAGCAUGGAUUUCUACUACAGCAUUAUUUCCCCGCCCUGCCAAAGCGUCUUGUUGGUCGCUCGCAAACUGGGAAUAACCUUGAAUCUGAAGAAAACGAACGUGCACGAUCCGGCUGAAAAGGAUGCUUUGACGAAGCUCAAUCCUCAACAUACGAUCCCGACCCUUGUGGAUAAUGGACACGUCGUGUGGGAGUCGUACGCGAUCGUGCUGUAUCUCGUGGAAAAGUACGGCAAGGAUGACAAGCUCUACCCGAAAGAUCCGAAGGUGCGAUCCGUCAUCAACCAGCGUCUGUUCUUCGACAUUGGUACGCUGUACAAGAACAUCAUUGCAGUCGUUGGACCUAUAAUGAGGAAGGAGCAACCCUCCGAUGAACUGAAAGAGAAGCUGAAGCAAGCGAUCGAUCUGAUGGAAUUGUUUGUAUCCAAACGCUCAUACGCCGCUGCCGAUCACCUCACGGUGGCCGAUCUUUGCCUAGUGGGUUCGGUAAACGCACUGAGCUGGAUGAAGUUCGAUCUGGAAGGGUAUCCUGGCAUCAAAGCCUGGAUGGCCAGAGUGGCAGCCGAAGUUCCACACUAUGCCGAGGUCCGGAAGGAGGCUGAUGAAGCUACCAAAGAGUAUAUGGCCACCCGUAAGUGAGUCCUACCGGAUAGUGGUAAUCAUAUUAUCGUUUUUAAACAUCGCUUACAAUGCUUAAUGAAGAACGGAAGCCCUAGCGAAUAGCUGGUGCAUGUACGGACGCACGCGUGUAGCCUUGGUCGUUAAUAGAGGUCACUAUUUUUAUUCAUCGAUCGAUAAAUGAACGUUCAGAAAAUUGUGUCGA
This is a messenger RNA of Anopheles cruzii, 880 nucleotides long. RefSeq names its product glutathione S-transferase 1-like. The transcript has 2 exons. Lineage: Eukaryota; Metazoa; Arthropoda; Insecta; Diptera; Culicidae. The coding region runs from base 64 to 696 and encodes 210 amino acids. The record is from RefSeq and is a predicted model, not a curated record. Gene Ontology annotation, molecular function: glutathione transferase activity. Gene Ontology annotation, biological process: glutathione metabolic process.